GGAGGCAGGGAGAGAGAAAGAGAGAGUUUUUCACAGGUAAACUGCCACCAGUCUUUUGGAGGGAGCGUCAGAUGAGAGAGAGAGAGCGAGAAGGAUAGCAGGACAGUCUGGGACUGAGGAGAGGAAAGCCGAGUGUCACAGGAACAAGCUGAGACGGAGGUACAGAGAGAGUGACUGCUGCCAAGCAGAAAGGAGCAAAACAGGACCACAUAUUUUGUGGAAAGUGUUUAUAUACGUCGGUAACCUCCCCUCUCAACCGUUGCCAUGGGGGAAAUGGAGCAGAUGAAAAAGGAGGCCGAUGGCCUGAAGACACAGAUUGAGGCGGGCCGCAAGGCUGCGGCUGACACUGACAUGGCCUCUGCAGCCUCUUCCGUGGCAGCUGCUCCCCGGGUCCAACUGAAGACCAGAAAGACAUUGAAAGGCCACUUGGCCAAGAUCUAUGCCAUGCACUGGCUGACUGACUCCAGGCAAAUGGUUAGUGCGUCACAGGAUGGCAAAUUGCUUAUCUGGGAUGCUUACAAUGGAAUGAAGGUGAAUGCGGUACCCCUCAAGUCCUCCUGGGUGAUGACCUGCGCAUAUGCCCCUUCUGGCAACCUAGUGGCCAGUGGAGGACUAGACAACAUGUGCACCGUGUACAACAUCAAGGCUGCCAGCCCAAAGACCCUCAGAGAGCUGGACGCACACACAGGAUACCUAGCCUGCUGCCGUUUCCUGAGUGACACUGAGAUCUUGACUGCCUCUGGAGACACCACCUGCUGUCUGUGGGAUCUGGAGACUGGCAAGCAGAAGGUGAUCUACAUGAACCAUGUGGGAGACUGCAUGUCCCUGGCCUUGUCUCCAGACAUGAACACCUUCAUUUCCGGAGCUUGCGACUCCCAGGCCAAGUUGUGGGACGUCAGGGAUGGCGGCUGCAAGCAGACGUUCAUCGGGCACACCAGUGACAUCAACGCCAUCCAGUUCUUCCCUAGUGGCAAUGCCGUGGUGACUGGCUCAGACGACUGCACCUGCAAGAUGUUCGACCUCCGCUCAGACCAGGAGGUGAUUGGUUACCAGGACACCACCCUGAAUGCUGGUGUUACGUCAUUGGCCCUCUCUCUGUCGGGACGUCUCAUCUUUGCCGGCUAUGAUGACUUCAACUGCAACAUCUGGGACUCGCUGAAGGGCGAGAAAGUUGGUGUACUGUCUGGCCACGACAACAGAGUAAGCUGCACUGGGGUACCUCCUGACGGCAUGGGCGUCUGCACAGGCUCCUGGGACAGCUUCCUGAAGAUCUGGAACUGAGCUGGAUCCUCCAGCGGCCACGCCGGGAGAGGGGGGGGGGGAGACAGGGGAGGAGAGCAGAGGAGAGAAGGGGCAGGUGGAAACAUCA
Molecule: messenger RNA, 1369 nt
Organism: Hypomesus transpacificus
Lineage: Eukaryota; Metazoa; Chordata; Actinopteri; Osmeriformes; Osmeridae
Gene: gnb3b
Product: guanine nucleotide binding protein (G protein), beta polypeptide 3b
Exons: 9
Coding region: 265-1281 (338 amino acids)
Biological process (GO): G protein-coupled receptor signaling pathway
Cellular component (GO): cytoplasm; heterotrimeric G-protein complex
Molecular function (GO): signaling receptor complex adaptor activity; protein binding
Source: RefSeq, a predicted model, not a curated record